Messenger RNA from Prosopis cineraria, 801 nucleotides. RefSeq lists its product as uncharacterized. Lineage: Eukaryota; Viridiplantae; Streptophyta; Magnoliopsida; Fabales; Fabaceae. The transcript has a single exon. Bases 1 to 801 code for a protein of 266 amino acids. The record is from RefSeq and is a predicted model, not a curated record.
AUGGCUGCUUCAACAGUUAACCAAUCCUCAGAGAUCGUUCUUACUGUGAAGAACCAACAAAGGCCUGAAGACCCACCCACUGGACGAACUGUAGAUGAUAAAGAAGCAGUGGUUGCAGCUGAAGCUAAACCUAAGAAGAAGAACAAGUCCCGAAUGAAAGAAAUGGAAGAGUUCUUCAGAUACAAUAGCGAGAGAGAUAAACCAAGCGACGUACGGACAGCCCUCCUCACUGUUGCUGUUCUAAUAGCGACGGCCACGUAUCAGUCUGGGCUUAGUCCCCCAGGUGGUGUGUGGCAGGAAACCAAACCUGAAGCCACUCCCUCAGACAAAUCUGAAGCCACUGCCCCAGGUGGUGUGUGGCAGGCCACUCCCCCAGGUGGUGUGUGGCAGGCCACUCCUCCUGUGGCCACUCCCCCAGGUGGGGAGGAAAAUAAAGAGGUUGCUGGCGUUUCAAUUAUGGGUACAAAGAGCAUUCCCUCGUUUGCAGUAUUCAUGGUUGGGAACUCUGUGGGGUUUUUUAUGUCGCUCUAUACGAUUGAGUUCCUCACACGUGGCUUCCCUCUUCGGAUUGAGUUGACGGUCUGCUUGCUGGCACUAACCGUUACUUAUUGUACAUCCAUGCACGCCGUCAUGCCCCCCAGUGUAAGUCUCAUCGUCACUAUUUUCUAUGGACUAUCUAUUGGUCUUCCCAUCUCCUUACCUUUCAUAGUCCGACAUUUGAGAGACUCCAAGUGUGUUCGCAAAUUCAGGCCUGACAUUAAGCGAAAGCCUGAAAGGGUUACGGAAGGUUCACUGCACUGA